AAAUCAAACACCCUGACUCCAUGACAGCAAAAGCUUAUUCAACAGCAAAACCUGUACAUUUGGUAGAAACGUGUCAUUUUUGGCACAAAAGCGGAUGCCCCAGAGGCAAUAAUAGGUCUAAAAACUACCUCAAAUGUGGAGUAAACAAGAGAUUAAGUGCGAGUAGCUGGUGUGAAGCGUGAACCGUUUUAUCGUCUCCUCCUCCCCAAAUGAUAGGGAGGCAUCAUCGGCAGAGACAAACAGCGAUUGAAAAAUAGAUUUGUAGUGUUAACGGCUAUCAGGUACAAAGAAACUAAUGGUGAGUAACUGCGUUUUAUUACGAUCUUAUGAAUGCAAACCUAAUGUAUUUAAGUUCACGGUAUUUACAUGGGGAAACAGUCGUUUUUCUGUAGAGGUGUGGGGAAAAGCUACAUGUACUCCCACCUAAUUCUGUCAUCAUCGGAGAAAUCGUGACUCCUCUGUCUGCAACCAAUCAGUGUUUUCUAUUUUUUGGCUCAUUCAGGCGACCAGUGCCAAGAGACCUUCCCUGCAGGGUCCUGUGCCCCCUCCCCGAAAGAAGACAACCCCCAAACCAGAGCUGACCGAGGAGCAGAAACAGGAGAUCAGGGAGGCCUUUGAACUGUUUGACACGGAUGGAUCUGGAUACAUUGAUGUCAAGGAGCUCAAGGUAAAUGUGUUGAAACACUGUGUGGGUGAAAAUACAUGUGGCCUUGUCUGUGUGUUUCACUCUUCCCCUUUCUUUCACUGUCUCAGGUUGCGAUGAGAGCUCUGGGUUUUGAACCAAAGAAAGAGGAGAUUAAGAAGAUGAUUGGUGAAGUGGAUAAGGACAGCACAGGGAAGAUAUCCUUCGUUGAUUUCCUCACUGUCAUGACACAGAAAAUGGUACACAUCUGCUCACAAAUACACUUGAAUGGCCAAAGAUAGUAUGAUAUACAGGGGUUGGACAAUAAAACUGAAAUGCUUGGUUUUUAGACCACAAUAAUUCAAGUAUGGUGUGUAGGGCCUCCUUUUGCGGCUAAUACAGCAUCAAUUCGUCUUGGGAAUGACAGAUACAAGUCCUGCACAGUGGCCAGUGAGAUUUUGACCCAUUCUUCUUGCAGAGUAGUGGCCAGGUCACUCCGUGAUGUUGGUGGAGGGAAACGUUCCCUGACUUGCACCGCAAAGACCCCCCAAAGUGGCUCAAUAAUAUUUAGAUCUGGUGACUGUGCAGGCCACGGGAGAUGUUCAACUUCACUUCCAUGUUCAUCAAACCACUCUGUCACCAGUCUUGCUGUGUGUAUUGGUGCAUUAUCAUCCUGAUACACAGAACCGCCUUCAGGCUACAUUGUUUGAACAACUGGGUGCACAUGGUCCUCCAGAAUGGUUCGGUAGAUCCUUUGCAGUGACGCGCUCAUCUAGCACAAGUAUUGGGCCCAAACCAACCCCUAUGCUUCACUCUGGGCAUGCAACAGUCUGGGUGGUACGCUUCUUUGGGGCUUCUCCACACCGUAACUCUUCUGGAUGUGGGGAAGACAGUAAAGGUGGACUCAUCAGCGAACCAUACAUGUUUCACAUUGUCUACAUCCCAAGAUUUACGCUGCUGGCACCAUUGAAACCGGUGUUUGGAAUUGGCACGAGUGACCAAAGGUUUGGCUAUAGCAGCCCGGCCGUGUAUAUUGACCCUGUGGAGCUCCCAACAAACAGUUUUGGUGAGAACAGGAGAGUUGAGGUGCACAUUUAAUUCUGCUGUGAGUUGGGCAGCUGUGGUUUUACGCUUUUUGGAUACAAUCCGGGUUAGCACCCAGACAUUUAGCCAUGAAACCUCCAACACUAAAUUGGCAGGUGUUUCAGUUUCAUUGUCCGACCCCUGUAUAUUGAUAACAGAUUGUAAUCAACAUAAAUGUGUAUAGUAGUACAUAAGCACAUUGUCCAAAGAAUUUAAAAACUGUAUUAAGGCGAGACAUGCAAUUUUAUAGACUGGGUAAAACUCUUCUCUCAAACUUUCCUGAUUUUAGGCUGAGAAGGACUCCAAAGAGGAGAUCCUGAAAGCUUUCCGCCUGUUUGACGAUGAUGAGACAGGCAGGAUCUCCUUCAAGAAUCUAAAGAGAGUAGCCAAAGAGCUGGGAGAGAACCUCACAGAUGAAGAGCUGCAGGUAAACCACAUAAACUGAGAACAACACCAUGCGCUACACAGGUGACUUCGUCUUCCUUUCGAGUUCCUUCUUUCAUUUACAUUUUUUUGUGUUUUCCAAAGGAAAUGAUCGCUGAAGCAGACAGGGACGGAGAUGGAGAAGUGAACCAGCAGGAAUUCUUGCGUAUCAUGAAGAAAACCUGCCUAUAUUGAAAGAAAGUGCAUGACAUCAGGGUUGGAGACGCACUACACUGAGGGAGCCAGUGGUGGUUUUACUUGUAAUGCUGCUCAUAGAUCUACUUCUGUCUACAGAUUUGUCUUUCCUCAAUGUUGUGUUGUGCCAAAUGUUUUGGUUCAGUUUAAGGUUAACUAUAUAAAACUGAAGACAGUUAAUUACCAUUGUUUGAUUCUUAAGAUAUUCCUUAUCACAUUUGCCAAUCAGUGAGAGUACACCCUUUCUAGUUUGCAAUGCUGCAUAUCUUGAUGAUAUUUAUGAUAAAAUGUAGGUUAUUUAUUGUUGAGAAAUACUCAGUGCCUGCGUCAAUACGGUGACAAACACAGUACAUUCCAUUGCUUUAGUUUGGAGACAGCAGUUUGUGCUUCCAUGUUCCUUUUUUUUGCAGACUGUUUGUUUUCCUGGUUACUACACUGUUUCAUACUUUUGCUCAUGUUUGAUUUUAGCUGUUUGGUAGCAGCACUCAUGGUUUAGGAACGCUGUCUCACUUCAGUGCUACCUGUAGAUUUGUGCCUGUGCCUCUAUAAAGGGUUAAUUACUACAUCAGGGAAGCUGCCUAAACCUCGCUGACCUGCACAUCCAAGUUUUAUUUUUCUUGUAGCAUUAAGUAUUUAUCCCUCUGCUGGUUAAAUCUUUUCCUCUGAAUGUUUUGUAUAAUACAGAGUGACUUUAAAGAGAAGAUAUUCACUGCUUGUGAGUGUUUUAAGUACAGAUUAAAUAUGAAGCAUUGAAGCCUUU
This is a messenger RNA of Xyrichtys novacula (pearly razorfish), 3083 nucleotides long. Lineage: Eukaryota; Metazoa; Chordata; Actinopteri; Labriformes; Labridae. The record is from the annotation of a GenBank genome assembly.